UAUGAUACUGAUAGUGAUAGAGUCGUGGUUUAUUCUGAUGGCUGUUGCUUUGAAAAUGGUAAAGCUUUAGCCAGGGCUGGUAUAGGAGUUUAUUGGGGCGAAAAUGACCCGAGAAAUGUCAGCGAGAGAUUGCAAGGAUUGCAAACCAACCAAAGAGCAGAAUUGAAUGCAGCAAUAAAGGCUAUUCAAACAGCCAAGGCAAGCAACAUAAACAAGUUGGAAGUUAGAACAGAUAGUAAAUACACUAUAAAUGCUGUAACAAAGUGGAUGGACAAAUGGAAACAAAAUGGUUUCAAAACUGCAAAUGGAACGGACGUAAAAAACAGAGAUGAUAUCAUUAAACUUCACAACUUAUGUCAGAGAAUCAAUAUAAAAUGGACCCAUGUCCGUGGACAUAGGGGCCAUGAGGGUAAUGAACAUGCUGAUAAAUUGGCGAAACAAGGAGCAAGAGCUUAAACUUGGAUGCUAAAAGUGAUCCUUUGGGUGUGUCCAUAGUGUUAGUUACGUUUUGUGUUCCAAAUGUUUAUAUAUAUAAUGUAUAUAUUUUAUAUGAGAUAAAUUCAAGAUAUAUAUAUACGAGAUAUGACAGAUAUUGAUUGAGAUUUUGUAAAUAUGAAGUAAAAACUUGGUGAAUAAAUGUGAGUGAACUUCAUUCCAAAGGUGGAAAACAUUGUUAGAUACAAAUGAAAGAUUUGUGGAAAACAAUAUAAUAAAUACUGUUUUCUCAAUAGAACAAGUUAAUAGUACUCUUUCACAAAAAUACCCCGGAAUGAGAACACAAGAUAUACUGAACUUUCCUCUUACAUUUUGAUAAAUCCUGUACAUGAAUUACAUUAUUAGGCACAUAGAAAAAUAUGAAACACAAAUGCUGUAUAUUAUUAACCAACCACCCUGAUAGAUAUUGUUUAGCAAUAUUGGUAAGGGGGGGAAGUAA
Dendronephthya gigantea is the source of this 934-nucleotide messenger RNA. Its product is annotated as ribonuclease H1-like. Gene Ontology annotation, molecular function: nucleic acid binding; RNA-DNA hybrid ribonuclease activity. The annotation marks the transcript as partial. The transcript is spliced from 5 exons. Lineage: Eukaryota; Metazoa; Cnidaria; Anthozoa; Malacalcyonacea; Nephtheidae. Gene Ontology annotation, biological process: DNA replication, removal of RNA primer. The record is from RefSeq and is a predicted model, not a curated record.